CAUAGUGUGCUUAUUUGCAGGUAUGGCUUUAGUUCUUGUUUGUUUUCGAAUGUAUAGUUGCGCUAAACUUGAAUCAUCAUGACAGACAAUUCCCAAGAACAAUCUCAAAUCUUUUUUCCUUUAAAGGAAGUGAAUUUCAAAGGAUGCACUUUGAUAAUUCCGUCAGUGUCAGUUGGAAAUGUUGGUCAGUUAUGUUCUGACUUACUGAUUCACUCUCUUCAGUGUGAAAAGGUUGGAUACUUAUGGCAUUCAGCAAUUUUGCCUGUAGUGGGAGUUGAUCCCUUCAAAGUAUCAUCACCUGACCUGGCCUUGCCUGCUGAAGUAUUCUACUCAGAAAGUCGCAAGCUAGUUGUUCUGCAGCUGAGAUCUUCGAUCCUAAAGAGGCUCCGAAAACUAUUUCUGAAUGAGCUGAUAAAGUGGAUAAAAUCUUGUGGUAUUUCCCAAGUUGCCGUCUUAACAGGAAGCUGUAAUGAGGAACGUAUUGAUGCACAGAUCAAUAGUGAGCCAUUCCGAUAUCUGGUUACAUCAGAGGUUUACCCUGAACUUGCAGAAACUUUAAGGUCAAAAGGAUGGACUGCUCUAGAAAGGCGGUUUCAGUUCCCUGCCUUGUCAAAGAUUGACAACCAAGCUGAAAGUACAGAGUCGACUGGUCAGAUAGUAAUUCCUGGUGGUGGCUUUGCCAAGCGUUUGCUUGCACUGUGCUCUGCAAACAAUCUUCCAUGUGCUGUUCUGAUUAAAUUCUGCAGUGAAGGAGAUAAUAUUCCUGAUGCUCUUUUCAUGACAUCCAAGCUGAAUGACUGGUUGAAAAUGAUGGACAGUGGUCUUAAAAGUUUUGUUUUCCCACCAUCAUGGAGUCAUUUGUUUGGAAACCCUCCUCCUAAACAAUUAUAUUGAAUGGUCCAGAGUAUAAAAUUCAAAUAUUUCCUGUAUAUGUACUGACAUCUAAUUUAAAAAAAAUAAAAUUAAGGUUGGAAAAUA
Messenger RNA from Thrips palmi, 978 nucleotides. Its product is annotated as proteasome assembly chaperone 2. The transcript has 7 exons. The coding region runs from base 79 to 894 and encodes 271 amino acids. NCBI's taxonomy places the organism in Eukaryota, Metazoa, Arthropoda, Insecta, Thysanoptera, Thripidae. Gene Ontology annotation, biological process: proteasome assembly. The record is from RefSeq and is a predicted model, not a curated record. Gene Ontology annotation, cellular component: cytosol; nucleus.